This is a messenger RNA of Paramecium sonneborni, 962 nucleotides long. The record is from the annotation of a GenBank genome assembly. Lineage: Eukaryota; Ciliophora; Oligohymenophorea; Peniculida; Parameciidae.
AUGACUUUGCCUUUUUAAAAAAAUAUCUAGUUUAAGCAUUUCGUGGCUUAUUCUCAAAUCACCAACUCUAAUGUUUAAUGUUUAAUUUAGAAGAGUUUCAUUACAUACCUGAAAUUAAAAUUCUUAUACAACUACUUAAAAAUUAGAAUUACAUGUUCAAAUUCUUAAGAAUUAGGUCUAUGCAUUAAAAUAAUAAACAUCUUAAUUAGAAUUGAAUAUUUAGAGAGAAAGUUGUACUUAAUUUAUUAAUGAGUUAGUAAACUUAAUUUUAAGACUUCUAAAAUUAUAUUGAAAGAUAAUUAACAACUAUAAAAAUAAGUAAUGUUGAAAUAAAAAGGAAUGACAAGAUCAAAAAGUUGUAAAAAUAAUAUGAUAAUUUAUUAUAAUAAUUUGAAUAGUUUGAUUGUUAGAAAUCAAAAGUAUUAGAUUAAAUGAAUCAAAUAUAUAAGAUUGAAAAUUUGGUAAUGGAUCAAGAAGAAAAGAUUAUUGGAUUGAUAAUAGAGAAUGAAAAGUUGAAUUAAAAGAUUUAAGAAGAGAUGAAGAUAGAUUAGAAUAUAGAAUUCUUAUACUCAGAAGUAUAAUAAAACUUGCUUAUAUAUAAAAAUCGAUUCAUGAAACAUUUUAAUAUUUAUUUAAAUAUGAUAUGGAAUUUAUAUUAAUUUAUACUACAAAUUAAGACGAGAAAGUAAACAAAAAAUUAUAGAGUAAUGAGUAAGGAAAAAGUAAUUGAAAUAUAAAAGAAAUUCUAAUUUACAGAAUUUUAUACUAAAAAUCACAAGCAAAUUUAUUCAAAAGCGAUUGCUGCGAAUGCUAAUAAGAUUAUGUAUAAACUAAAUAAUCGAUAUAAUAGAAUGUUUUAUUGUAUCGAUUAUAAUUAUUUUAUUUUAUUUUCUUUAUAUGUUUAAGGAUAAAUAAAAUUAGAAAAGAUACUUAAUAAAAAGUAAUUAGUUGGCAAAUGUUGA